Molecule: messenger RNA, 411 nt
Organism: Funneliformis geosporum
Lineage: Eukaryota; Fungi; Glomeromycota; Glomeromycetes; Glomerales; Glomeraceae
Source: the annotation of a GenBank genome assembly
AUGAUACAAGUACGAGUUAUUAAGCAAGACGUCAUUCCAGUUGCAAGACUUCUAGUAGAUGGAGCUGGGGACAAUGUUGAUGGUGCUAAUCUUUAUGCUAGUAUUUGCGAGGAUUUCGCAACUUACCUCUAUAAGCAUCCUGACAUUCGUGCGAUCGUGGAUCCAGUAUAUGUCGUGGCUGAUUUAAACACCGUAAAUGUUGUUAUUCCUUCUAAUUUAUAUCCGCCAGGUGGAAAUCUCGCGCCUCCUACCGUUCCUUUAGUCGACUUUAUGGGUAUUAAUCAUGUGUGGGUUUUCAACGGACAAGGGGGAAUGGGUCGUGCUCAGCACUUUAUUGGUUGGCUUCAAGGAAGAUUACCUGGAAUUAGAGUUCUCUUAUUCAGUAGUCCCAAUCCAGGAUUAUACUACUGA